AUGGAGUCUUCAGGAUGUGCAAAUUCUGGUCUGCCACUACAUCUUCUAGUUCCAAUGGUGAGCAGUGAUAUCUCCUCUCCUUGUGAACAGAUUAUGGUGCGUACACGCUCUGUAGGGAUCAAUACCAGUGAUGUGGCACUUGCAACGGAACCAGAGUGUUUGGGGCCCUGUGAACCAGGCACCAGUGUUAACCUUGAAGGCAUUGUGUGGCAGGAGACAGAGGAUGGAAUGUUAGUUGUGAAUGUAACAUGGAGAAACAAGACAUAUGUUGGAACUCUGCUGGACUGCACACGCCAUGACUGGGCACCCCCCAGAUUCUGCGAUUCUCCCACCAGUGAUUUGGAGAUGCGGAACGGACGGGGCAGGGGUAAACGCAUACGUCCCAGCAGCAACACCCCCAUUGCAGAUGCCACACCAGCCCCUGAUAGCAAAGGCACUAGCAGCAGUAGUAGUAACAGCAGCAAGACUCGUGCUGGAGCAAACAGUAAGGGAAGACGGGGGAGCCAGAAUUCAGGUGAGCACCGUCCCCCAGCUUGCAGCAGUACGGAAGAUAUAAAAGCCAGUCCUUCCUCUGCCAACAAGCGGAAAAACAAGCCCCCGUCUGACAUGGAGCUUACCUCUAGCUCAGAAGAUUCUAAAGGAAGCAAGCGUGCUCGCACCAACUCAAUGGGCUCCUCAUCUACACCUGUAUCUGUAUCCCUACCAUUGACUGUCCCACUAAGCACUAUUAAGGUGGAGCCCCCUAUAUUAGACCGCAACUGUGCCUCUCCCAUUCUUAUAGACUGCCCGCAUCCCAAUUGUAACAAGAAAUACAAGCACAUCAAUGGCCUCAAAUAUCACCAAGCUCAUGCACAUACAGAUGAUGACAGCAAACCAGAGGCAGAUGGGGACAGUGAGUGUGGAGAUGAACCUCAACUUCAUCUUGAUAUUGGGGGCUGCAAUGGCUCUUUCGCAUCUCAAAAGGACUCUCUUUCACCUGCUCGCUCUACAACUCCAAAGGCACGCUUGGCUGAACCUCACAGCCCCCCUCCCUCAGUCAAAUUUGGUGGCAAGGUUGCGUGCAAGAAAAGGCUAGGUACAGAGGGGGACACAGAUCCAGGUGCUCUCUCAAAUGAUGGUUCAGAUGAUGGUCCACUAGUAGCUGAUGACACCAGCAAUGAUGGUUAUGAGUCUCAGGAGAAGCGGUCGUCAGAUAAGGAUGCGGCUAAAAAGGGGAGUGGGAAUAUCAAAACAGAUAAAUCCUCAUCAUCCAAGAGUGUAAAAUCUGCCAGGCCAAUUGCUCCAGCCAUAGUUCCUCAGCAAAUCUAUACCAUACAGGCUACCACCUUUACUGCCUCUAGCCCUGGCUCCUCCACUGGACUAACUACCACAGUAGUGCAAGCUAUGCCUAGCAGUCCCCAGCUUAAGCCUAUACAGCCAAAGCCCACUGUAAUGGGAGAGCCAUCUGGUAUCAAUCCAUCACUAACCCCAUCAAGGGAUAAGAAAAAGAAAGAUAAAAAGAAGAAAGAGUUAAGAGAGGAAGAGAAUCUCGGAAGUACAGUAAAAGCUAAUCGAACAGAGGACGGUAAGAGUCCCUAUGGUGACACUAGUGGUGAUCCUACAGGCAAAGGUGAAGGGCUUAUUAAUGGCUCCUCUGACUCUCACCAGAGUCGCCUUGCAAGCAUUAAAGCUGAAGCUGACAAGAUAUACAACUUCACUGACAAUGCACCCAGUCCUUCUAUUGGGGGAGGAGGAGGCUCUUCCUCCAGUAGGAUAGAAAACCCCAGCCCAGGACAGCCAAUGACCCCUUUGCAUGUUGUUACUCAAAAUGGUGCUGAAGGGGCCUCUGUUAAAACUAAUAGUCCAGCAUAUUCAGAUAUAUCUGAUGCAGGAGAAGAUGGAGAGGGAAAGUUGGAAGGCGCUAAGGCAAAAGACCCCGAACAGCUAGUGAAAGAGAGUGCCAAAAAAACUCUAUUCCCACCACAAACCCAGAGCAAGGAAUCACCAUACUAUCAGAGCUUUGAGACUUAUUACUCCCCCAACUAUGCCCAUUCAAGUCCUGGUGCCAUGAAUCCUGCUGUCCAAUCUGCACCUACACCUGAAAGCCAGCCCAUGAAAGUUAAAAAAGAAGAGGAUUUAGAGAUAACAGAGGUGAAGAUGAAAGUUGAGCCACCAGAGGAAAAGAAACCAGAACAAAUCAGCACAAGUCAACAACCAUCAGUGAUUCAGCAGCGGCCUAAUAUGUACAUGCAGCCCCUUUACUAUAACCAAUAUGCCUAUGUGCCACCCUAUGGAUAUAGUGAGCAAGGUUAUCAUGCUCACCUCCUCAGUACCAAUCCAGCAUACCGGCAGCAAUAUGAAGAGCAUCAGAAACAAAGGCAAAACAUGGAGCAGCAACGGAAUCUGGAGAAAAAGGCAGAGAUGACAAUGAGGGACAGGGAAUCAUCUAUGAAAGAGGAAUGGAAGCACAAACCCACUGUGCCCCCAACACUAUCCAAGGCUCCAAGCCUAACAGACUUAGGGAAAUCAGUCUCCAGUAAACCCAAGGACAUAGGAGCCGGGUUAGAUCCUAACAAGUCAGUAAUUAUCCCCAAGCCAGAGGACACCACCAAAAUGCCUGGACCUCAGACAGAAGGAUUGAAAGUAAAAAUGGGAGAAAGCAGUGGACAUUCAGGAAAGGAAACAACUGAGAUAAAGACUGGAACAGAGUGUAACAGACAGCCUGGCUUGGAUCCUGUGCUGUGGUACAGGCAGCAGGAGGCAGAGUCCCGCAUGUGGUCUUAUGUAUACCCCAAGUAUUCAGAUGCCUUGAAAGUAGAUGAUGAGCGGUGGAAAGAUGAACGAGAACGUAAAGCCAAGGAAGAAAGGAGCAGGAGCAAGGAGGGACUCAUUAAGGAAGAGAACAAAGAUGGGGCAAGUGUGGAAACUAAGGGACUACAGCCCACUGAAGACCCACGAGUGCUUUCUAAGGACCCCCGCACCAGUACCCAUGUGCCAGUCUCAUCUCCUCUUACUCAGCACCAGUCUUACAUCCCCUACAUGCAUGGUUACACCUAUAGCCAAGCCUAUGAUCCCAACCACCCAAGCUAUAGAGGCAUGCCAGCUGUUAUGAUGCAAAACUACCCAGGUAUUUCAACCCUGUAUGAUACAUUCAUAUUUAUUAAUAUACAUGAGCCCACACAUAUAUUUUAAAGAUAAAACCACACGUUCCAGUAG
Messenger RNA from Bombina bombina (fire-bellied toad), 3195 nucleotides. Its product is annotated as zinc finger protein 609-like. Lineage: Eukaryota; Metazoa; Chordata; Amphibia; Anura; Bombinatoridae. The transcript is spliced from 4 exons. Gene Ontology annotation, cellular component: nucleus. Gene Ontology annotation, biological process: regulation of transcription by RNA polymerase II. Bases 1 to 3171 code for a protein of 1056 amino acids. The record is from RefSeq and is a predicted model, not a curated record.